CUAAUAAUCACGAGCACAUGCGACUGAACUCUUCCCCCCUCUUUUCCAGUUCAGUAAGAGAGAAUAGAUCGCACAGUCAUGGCCCCCAUCAGACCGGCAAAGAAACAGGAUGUCGUCAAGAAGCCCGCCAGCGGGAGUGGCACCUUUCCUACAAACUCGAGUCUCUUCGAUGAAUUUCGCACGACUAAGAAAGACAAACGCUUGAUCAAGCAUGCCAGCUUCGUUUCAAAGAUUGAGAAGAGCUCGAAUAAGAACCACAAACGGCGACGUGCCUCGAAAAAACUCGUCACAAAUCUGGACUCCCUGGCGGAUGCCCUACCCGAAACCGAGGAAGACUUGAAGAAUUCGAGCAACCAGGUGAACAUCAUCAAGCAGAAGACUCUGAAACAUAAGAAGGGUGCUCAGAAGCGCAAAGAGAAGCUAGAGAAGGUCGAACGAGACAGAUUCGCAAUGAACAUGGCACAGCUGUCAAGCAUGGAGACGGCUGCUUCGUCGAACGCCAAUGCGACCCCCGACGCCAAUGCAGGAACCAGUCGAUGGGCAGCAUUGCGAAACUUCAUCUCUCAGACAAUGGAACAACAACCUGCCUUCAAGACGAAUCAAUGA
Molecule: messenger RNA, 606 nt
Organism: Aspergillus brunneoviolaceus CBS 621.78
Lineage: Eukaryota; Fungi; Ascomycota; Eurotiomycetes; Eurotiales; Aspergillaceae
Product: FAM207/SLX9 family protein
Exons: 2
Coding region: 79-606 (175 amino acids)
Biological process (GO): maturation of SSU-rRNA from tricistronic rRNA transcript (SSU-rRNA, 5.8S rRNA, LSU-rRNA)
Cellular component (GO): preribosome, small subunit precursor; nucleolus; 90S preribosome
Source: RefSeq, a predicted model, not a curated record